GAUUAUGGAAGUCUUUAUGAUUUGUGGAAUCAAAAUUAUAUUGUUAUGGGAAGUAAUGAUGAUCCCAAGUAUUAUACUAGAGUUGCAUUGGGUGCAUAUGCAAAUCCGAUGUUGUGCAUUCUUGUUUUGGAAGAGAAAAAAUUACAUACAGCAGAUCCACCACUUUUGAAUAGAUUUGAGAAGCAAAGAUUAAUAAUUAAUGAUAUAUUGACAGAUGAGGAAUUUGAACUUGUUGCUGAAUUGAAUAGAUGGGUGAAAAAGUUUUCUACAGUUUCAGGAAAAAAUAUAGGAUUUCAAUCACACAAUAAAUUUAAACAACAAGACUUAUUUAUUGGUUUUGAUUCCAAUGAAACCAUACAAA
Molecule: messenger RNA, 361 nt
Organism: Entrophospora candida
Lineage: Eukaryota; Fungi; Glomeromycota; Glomeromycetes; Entrophosporales; Entrophosporaceae
Source: the annotation of a GenBank genome assembly